AUGGCCCAGCACGCAGACGAUCAGCAAUCUACCGCCGCCUCUUUACCGCCGGGUCCAACAGGCAGGUCUAGGUUCUUUGGGAUCCGCGACUUCUUCGACUUUGUCGAUACUCGCAUAACCAUGUCCCGCGUUGGUAGACUCUUCCAUCUGGCCGGCAGUGGCCAUCCAGAAGAGAUUCCUGAGACUACAUUUCUCAAGGAAGUGAGAGCCGGGUUGACGACUUUCGCCACCAUGGCGUACAUCAUCGCUGUCAACGCAUCUCUCCUAGCUCAGACGGGGGGCACUUGUGAUUGCGACAUGGCAGACAAGCGCAGAUGCGACACCGUUCCAGAAUUCGCCGACUGCAAGGAACAAGUUCGACGCGACCUCGUCACCGCCACGGCCGCCAUCGCCGGCAUGGCAUCCGUAACCUUUGGCGCAGUCACCAACCUCCCCGUGGCCCUCGCCCCAGGCAUGGGCCUCAAUGCCUACUUCGCCUUUCAAGUCGUGGGCGUCAACGGCAGCGGCGACGUGUCCUACCGCACCGCGCUCACGGCCGUCUUCUUCGAGGGCCUCAUCUUCAUGGCGCUCGCGCUGACGGGGAUGCGGCAGUGGCUCGUCCGGUUGAUCCCAGCGACCAUAAAGACAGCCACGGGCGUUGGUAUCGGCUUCUUUCUCACCGAAAUCGGGCUGUCGUACUCGGCGGGCAUCGGUGCCAUCACUGGCGGAGGCAGCUCGACGCCCCUGGCCAUCGGCGGCUGCCCCCUUGAGAAGCUCAACCCACAGACCGGCCAGUGUGACUCGGGCCAGAUGGCGAAUCCAAAGCUGUGGGUUGCCGUCUUUUGUGGUGGCAUCGUGACGUCCUUCUUGAUGGCAUUUCGUAUCAAAUACUCGCUCAUCAUCGGCAUCGCUCUGGUCUCAAUCCUGUCCUGGCCGCGACACACGCCCAUCUCAUACUUCCCCGACACACCCGAAGGCGACUCACGCUUCGAGUUCUUCCAGCAAGUUGCCGCCUGGCACCCCAUCUCCAAGACACUCAACCAGCUCGACUGGACGUUCGGGUCCAGCGGCUCGCACUUUGCCCUCGCGAUAUUCACCUUCCUGUACGUCGACAUCAUCGACGCCACGGCCACGCUCUACUCCAUGGUGCGCUUCUGCGGCGUCGUGAACCGCAAGGACGGCGACUUCCCCCGGUCAACGGCCGCGUACUGCAUCGACGCCGCGUUUAUAUCCAUUGCGGCGCUCUUUGGCUGCUCGCCCGUGACGGCCUUCAUCGAGAGCGGCGCUGGGAUUGCUGAGGGCGGUCGCACGGGACUGACUGCCAUUGUGGCGGGUCUCUGCUUCAUCGGUGCCGUCUUCUUUGCGCCUAUAUUCGCGUCCAUCCCGCCCUGGGCCACGGGCUGCACCUUGGUUCUUGUCGUCGAGGUUGGCUGCAUGAUGAUCCGACAGAUCACCCAAAUCAACUGGCACUAUAUCGGUGACGUGCUCCCGUCGUUUGUCGUCAUGGCCUUUAUCCCGUUCAGCUACAGCGUAGCCUACGGCCUUAUAGCGGGCCUCUUCGUGUACGCCAUGCUCAACGGCCUGGUUGGCGUCGUGGUCUGGUGCAGUGGUGGCCGCAUCGAGCCUCGAGAGUAUGACCUAAAGGAGUACUGGACGUGGCGAGGCGGCGGUCGUGCUCCUUGGCUCGUCAGGGCCAUCAAAUCUCAUUGCCGCAGACCACGGGCGGCAGAAGAUGCCGGCAGCAUCAGUGGCCUCAGCCUCGAGGAAACUCAGGUAGGCUCAAUGCAGGCGGCAGAGCGGCGAACCGACCUGCCCUCCAAGGAGUAUCCGGAACACGUCGCGGAGCCAGCAACACCUGGCCAGGCAGCAUCCGCGACCACCUAUCGCUUAGGGCGCUGA
This is a messenger RNA of Purpureocillium lilacinum, 1878 nucleotides long. RefSeq lists its product as uncharacterized. Lineage: Eukaryota; Fungi; Ascomycota; Sordariomycetes; Hypocreales; Ophiocordycipitaceae. Gene Ontology annotation, cellular component: plasma membrane. Gene Ontology annotation, biological process: transmembrane transport; guanine transport; adenine transport. Gene Ontology annotation, molecular function: purine nucleobase transmembrane transporter activity. The record is from RefSeq and is a predicted model, not a curated record.